Messenger RNA from Oncorhynchus nerka (sockeye salmon), 2399 nucleotides. Its product is annotated as FAST kinase domain-containing protein 3, mitochondrial-like. Gene Ontology annotation, molecular function: RNA binding. The record is from RefSeq and is a predicted model, not a curated record. NCBI's taxonomy places the organism in Eukaryota, Metazoa, Chordata, Actinopteri, Salmoniformes, Salmonidae. Gene Ontology annotation, cellular component: mitochondrial matrix; ribonucleoprotein granule. Gene Ontology annotation, biological process: regulation of mitochondrial mRNA stability; mitochondrial RNA processing.
UUUUUCUUCUAUCUUUUAUUUAAGUCAGUUUAGAACAAAUUCUUAUUUUCAAUGACGACCUGGGUUAACUGCCUUGUUCAGGGGCAGAACGACAGAUGUUUACCUUGUCAGCUCUGGGAUUCGAUCUAGCAACCUUUCGGUUACUUGUCCAACGCUCUAACCACUACAUCUAAUCACUAACCACUACCUGCCGCCCCACAAUUAGCAAGCUAACAUAAAAAUGAAUGGGACAUUCCAUGGAAACCAUCUUGCGAUCCAUCUUACUGCGGUUUGAACUGCCUAUUGAAUCCUGGAACAGAGCCAUGGCUUUAAAGGUGAUCAAGAGGCUUCAACUUCUCAGGCAGACAGGGGCACACCUCUGUCCUCCAGGCGAGCUGAGUCGCACCAGGCUCCUGAGUAUUCCGAUAGGGGAGCCCAUGUGUGUGGCAUGUCUAUGGACCUCAGCGGACCGCUGUAUCCAGAGGCAGGGCUGUCGGAAACUCAGUCAGCCAGACUGUGGGAGGAUGAGUUUGUCCACCAUUACCAAGGACCCUUUCUACACCACUGGGUCAGUCAGCCUCCACAAAGACUCAGUCCCCAGGUUCCGUCUGAGUCAGCUGCACCGGCCCACUGAUGCAGAGGAGAAGGCCUUCCAUGACCGCCUGGUUAGCUGCUCUUCCUCCAGACAGGUGCUGAGACUCCUCCGCACGGUGGAGAUUAUGUCUGACACCAUGGCAGCUGCAGCCCUGCACCGCGUGGCUGACAUAGAGCAGGAUGGCAUCUCCCUGAAGGACCCCAAAGUGCUGGAAGAGGACACUCUCAGGGCCCUGUGCUGCCAGCUGGAGCGGGACUCUGGGCGUCUGACGGAGGCCGGGUUGGUUUCUGCCCUGCUGGCCUGCACACGCCUCUAUGUGGACCCCUGGAGCACGCUGGUGGUUCGGCUGGUGUCAGAGAGCCAGGAGCGGCUGGACAGGGGCCAGAUGAGCGUGGGCCAGCUGUGCACCCUGGGCCAGGCCCUGCUGGCCCUGGAGGGCCCUGGCUGUGGGAUGCUGGAGCAGCUGAUGGUGCAGUUACAGAGGCAGGGGCCUGGUCAGUGGAGCCUGGUAGAACUCACUGCAGUAUACAGACUGCUGCAGGCUGGAGUAGGGGAGGAGGGUCGCUACCAGGACCUCUUAAACGCUAUGCACACCUACACUGUGUCAGUCACCUCACGUAUGGACCCCCCUGCUAUCAGCAGCGUGCUUAGUGCUUUGGUGGUCCUGAACCAGACCCAGGCCAUGCCCCUGGUUAUUAGCCUCUGUAAGCAGGCGGUCAGGCACAUACCCAACUUCAGAGACGAGGAGCUGGGUCUAGUGCUCGGGGCGCUCAUGCACUUUGGCCACAGCGACCACUUCUUGGUGGAGGCUAUGGAGAGGCAUGUGCCCAAGAUGACGUUCACGUCCCACCCAGAGACAGUGACCAAGGUGAUGCAGUAUUUUGGGCGUCGGAACAUCCUGUCGCUGCCAGUGUUUGACGCGGUGGCAGAGAGCUUUGUGUACCGGGCAGACGAAUACAGCACCAGCCAAGUGGCCAGGCAGAUCAUGCCGUUCGGGAAGCUGGGCUACCUGCCGCCCAACGCCGGGGAGGUGUUCCGGAAGGUGGAGGCCAUCCUGCACGCGCGCUUCUCUCACUUCCAGCCCCGGACACUCCUCAACCUGCUGCACUCCUGCAUCCUGGUAGAGCGGUUCCCUGUCAACUUUGUGUCCAAGGUCUUCAACCGCUACUUCCUCCAGCAACUACAAGAGCAAGGCUCAGGGGUUGACCGGAUUGUUCUGGCACAACUGACCCAACUCUACAUGACUGUGAAGCUUGAAUGCCCUUUCUAUGAGGGUCCGAGGCUCCUUCCUAAGUACCGUGUCAAGUCUUUCCUAACUCCUGGUCGGUCUCUGGAGACGCCGGUUGACGGACACCUCUACAACUAUGUGAAAACUGGCCUGGUGGAUCUACUAGGGGCCCGCACCUACUUCGCUUCCAGAGUCCUCACUCCAUACUGCUACACGCUAGAUGUGGAAAUAAAGCUUGACGAGGAAGGAUAUGUAUUGCCUGCCAGUCAAAUCGAUGAUAUCUACAAGAGGAUAGCAGUGUGCAUCGACGGCCACAAGAGGUUCACUGUGAACACAAGACAGCUGCUAGGGAAAGAGGCCAUCAAGCAGCGGCACCUGAGGCUUCUGGGAUACGAAGUUGUUCAGAUUCCUUACUAUGAAUUUGAAAAUCUUUGGAACAAGACUGAGGUUGUUGAAUACCUUCACAAGAAGAUCUUCCUCAGCUAUAGGCUCAGUUGGUGAUGACCGUCUCAAACAAGGGCUUUGUUGCUGGGGUUGUCAUAAAACUAUACCGUUUGGGCACUGUGUUUUUGUAAGGGUCUGUAUCAGGGCUCUCCA